UCCUCCAUCAACUCUGCCCCCAUUUCAACUUCGAAGCAGUGCUUUGGUAGGCCUGCCUGCUCAGCUCGCCUGCUUGUCUCUACCCACGCAAAAGCUACCACCAGCUGCGCCUCGCCAGCAGAUCCCGGCCAAUCUCUGGCGACUCACGAGAGCGAAACGCCGGUGGGCUUUUUGGAAAGGGUGUCUCUGCUCUCUGCAGCCUUGCUGGUGUUUGUGUAGCUGCAUCAGAAGCUUCUUCAGUGGACAGAGAGGAAGGAAGGAAGGAAGGAAGGAAGGAGAGAGAUGGGGAGGAAGCUGGGCCUGGACAGGGUCCUGGACUGCUUCUCGCUCUCGCUCUGCGCGAACGCCUGCGCCUGCGUGCACUCGGUGGAGGAGGAGGAGCACGAGGCCGACGAGCGGAAGGCCCUGGUGAGCAGCCAGCUGGAGGAGCUGGUCAAGCUCAGGGACUUCGUCGACGGAGCUGCCAAGACCCUUGCUUUCCAUCUAGAGCCCAAGACCGUGGAGCUCAAGGUGUCCAUGCACUGCUACGGAUGCGCCAAGAAAGUCCAGAAGCACAUCUCCAAGAUGGACGGCGUCACGUCGUUCGAGGUGGAUUUGGAGAAGAAGAAGGUGGUGGUGAUCGGGGACAUCACGCCGUACGAGGUGCUGGAGAGCAUCUCCAAGGUGAAGUUCGCGGAGCUGUGGGUGGCGCCCAACCCCAAGCAGCAGGCCGCGGAGAGGCUGUAGACGUUGCUAGAUCGAUCUCAGCUCUCAUGCGUCAACGCUCACGGCGUCGUCUCCACCAUGCGUAGCAAGCAGAACACGGCCUCAUCUCGGCGAAAUGUAAGCUAGGAAGGAUGAGGCGAUCGUUGGUGUGGCCGAGUGCAAGUAGAUCCGGACAUGAGGACACGCCUGUAAACAUGUUGCUCUGGGUUUUUAUGCAAAAGGGCAAUUGGGGUACA
Panicum hallii is the source of this 941-nucleotide messenger RNA. RefSeq names its product protein SODIUM POTASSIUM ROOT DEFECTIVE 2-like. The record is from RefSeq and is a predicted model, not a curated record. The coding region runs from base 283 to 726 and encodes 147 amino acids. Gene Ontology annotation, molecular function: metal ion binding. NCBI's taxonomy places the organism in Eukaryota, Viridiplantae, Streptophyta, Magnoliopsida, Poales, Poaceae. The transcript has 3 exons.